AUGAGCUUUGGGUUUGGUAUCGGGGACUUCCUCGCAAUUAUCCAACUCGCCAACAAGACUCGAAAAGCGUUUGUCGAUGCACCAGCUCAAUUUAAGAGCAUUUCCGAUGAAGUCAGAAGCCUCUCUCUUGUACUGCAAGAUGUAGAGAUCGACAUAUCCGCGAAGGAGCUUAGCAGUCAGCAACAGGCUGAGCUACAGGAGAUAUCAACUGGUUGCAACGAGGUCCUUGCCGAUACUUUGAAGAAAAUUGAGGACUACACAGAGUUGUCCACUAGAAAUGAUGCAAAACGAAACAUCGCGAAGCGGGUGUGGAAACGCUUGAAAUGGGAACCAAGCGACGUCCAAGAACUUCGCCUUCUAAUCGGCACUAAUAUCGCACUCCUGACAGCAUUCAAUGGCCAAAUAUUGAAACGCAGUGUGGCAAAACUGGUGCAGCAUCAAGACGAGGCAGAGCGCCAGAAAGUCCUUGAUUGGCUCUCACCAUUAAGCUACGCGGCCCAACAAAGUGAUUACAUUAGUCGACGCGAGGAAGGUACUGGACAGUGGUUCCUGGACUCAUCUGAGUUCAAAGAGUGGGUCUCCGGUUCAAAACAAACGCUCUUCUGUCCUGGUAUUCCAGGUGCCGGGAAAACAAUUCUAGCAUCUAUCGUGAUUGAUGAGCUCCACGAUCGAUUUGGAAAUGCAGGCGAUGACAUUGCUAUUGCGUAUAUUUACUGCAGUUUCAAGCGACACGAUGAGCAAAGCGCUAUUGGAUUGUUAUCAAGUCUCUUGAAACAAUUGGCUCAGUCACAGUCAUCGUUGCCUAGUAGCAUCCAAGAGAUGUAUGCUAAACAUGUAGCGAAAGAAACAAGACCUUCAAUGGGCGAAAUAUCCGAGUCCAUCCAAUUACUAUCACAACCUGGCAACUUUGAAAAGGUCUAUAUAGUAAUCGACGCUUUGGAUGAGUGUCGGACGUAUGAUGGAUCCCGAACAAAACUCUUGGAUGCAAUUUUCAAACUUCAAGGUGCUCGCAACAUACACUUCCUCGCUACUUCCCGGGUUAUCCCUGAAAUACAGGAAAUAUUUGAAGAAACCCCAACCCUUGAGAUUCGUGCUAGCACGGUAGAUGUCAUGCGAUAUCUGCAAGGAAACUUGGAAAUGCUCCCAACAUUUGUUUCACGAAAUCCGGAAUUGCAAAUGGAGAUUUCAACGAAGAUAAGUGGAGCUGUUGAUGGAAUGUUUCUACUCGCCCAGCUAUACCUGAACUCCUUGGUCGGGAAAAGAUCACCUAAAGCAAUCAGAUCCGCGCUAAAAGACAUAUCCUCUGGUACAAAGCAAUACGAUUCCGCCUAUGGCGAUGCUAUGAAGCGAAUUCAAGGGCAAAUAUCCGAUGAAACAGAACUGGCCAUGCAAGUCCUUACAUGGAUCACCUGUGCCAAAAGACCGCUCACUACGCUGGAGCUGCAAAUUGCACUAGCAGUCGAAAUAGACGAGUCGGAUUUUGACAAGAACAAUAUCUCCGAUCUAACUCAAAUAGUCUCAGUCUGUGCAGGCCUAGUGACAAUCGAUGAACAAAGCGAUGUCAUUCGACUAGUGCAUUAUACAACCCAGGAAUUCUUCGAGCGCAAUCAAUCAAUUUGGUUCCCAAAGGCAAACCACUAUAUUGGAAGCAUCUGCGUGGCUUAUUUGUCAUAUGAUACUUUCAAAACAGGACAUUGCCGAACAGACGCAGACUUUUUAUCACGCCUCGAUGACCAUCCUUUUGGACUUUAUGCAGCGGAUUUCUGGGGCAGUCAUAUGCGAGAGCGCGAGGUAGACGGGGAACAACAUAUAAGCGAUCAAGCAAUCAUUGAACUGCUGCUAGACAUACCGAAAGUCAAUUCCUGUGUGCAAUUCAUGGUAUAUCGUCGUCCCCAUUCUUCCAACAACACGUAUUUUAGAGGAGGGGAUUUGUGUUAUCGUUAUCUCCUAUAUACCUCGCAUUUUGCUACAGGUCUGCAUCUUGCAGUUUACUUCGAAUUGCUUGAUAUGACCCAAAAGUUGAUUUCACUUGGGGGUUCAGUGGACUGCGUGGAUGGCCUUGGAAAAACACCUUUGGCAUGGGCAGCAGAGCAUAAUCGCCUAGGUCCUAUAACAUUACUCCUAGCAAAUGGCGCAGAUCCAAACAUGAAAGACACCCUAGACAGGACACCCCUAUUUUGGGCAGCUAUGUUUGGCCACGAACAAGCGGUGCAGUUACUGCUCGAAGCAAACUGUGAUUGGCUGUCUAGUGAUGACCAGGGUGAGUCAUCACUUCAUGCUUCGGCCAUGAACGGAUCGGAGAAGAUUACCCGUCUUCUUGUACAGAAAGGGCUCACACAGUCGACGGAUAUGUGGGGCAACAAUCUAUUGGUUGAGGCCGCUCUACGGGGUGAUUUAAAACUUGUGAAGCUUUUGCUUGACUGGGAUCCGGAUAUCGACCCACAAGAUAUUGGAUUGAAUGCCUCACUCCAAGCUGCAGCAAUGCUUAAGGGGAACGAGGAAAUUGUUCAGUAUCUCCUGAAUAGGGGCGCUGACCCUAAUUAUAUUGAUUAUCUUGAAAUAACGCCACUUAUGCACGCAUCAACAUCAGGCAGCGUGUCGAUAGUACAAAUCUUACUGAAGUGUGGUGUUGAUUUGGAAAGGAAAGACCAUAGUGGGAAGACUGCACUUAAUCGCGCAGCAGGGAGGUGGGGUUCAAAGGAAAUAGUUCAGCUCCUCCUAGAGAAUGGCGCUGAUAUUAACUCCGAGGAUAACAGUGGUCAUAGUGCACUUUUUUCUGCAACCUUCCAGAACCGUUACGAGACUCUGCUUGUUCUUCUUACUUAUACCAAGAUCAAGAUCUCUCCCGAUCGGUAUGGCCGAACACUUCUACAUGUUGCUGCAAUCCGCGGCCAUUUAGAGUCAGUCCUUAUACUGCUCAAAUUUGAUGCUAUUGAUUGCGAAGCUCAAGAUAAGUUUGGUCGCACAGCACUAUCAGACGCUAUCAUGCGAAACAGAUUUGAUGUUGUGAAAGUCCUAGAGACAUUUUCCGAGACAAGCUCCCAAGUGACAGUUAAGUCAGUGGUUAAAGCCAGCUCUUAA
Penicillium expansum is the source of this 3081-nucleotide messenger RNA. Its product is annotated as ankyrin repeat domain-containing protein. Bases 1 to 3081 code for a protein of 1026 amino acids. The record is from RefSeq and is a predicted model, not a curated record. Gene Ontology annotation, molecular function: protein binding. The transcript is spliced from 3 exons. Lineage: Eukaryota; Fungi; Ascomycota; Eurotiomycetes; Eurotiales; Aspergillaceae.